Molecule: messenger RNA, 1701 nt
Organism: Exophiala spinifera
Lineage: Eukaryota; Fungi; Ascomycota; Eurotiomycetes; Chaetothyriales; Herpotrichiellaceae
Exons: 2
Coding region: 1-1701 (566 amino acids)
Molecular function (GO): oxidoreductase activity, acting on CH-OH group of donors; flavin adenine dinucleotide binding
Source: RefSeq, a predicted model, not a curated record
AUGUCCGACAGCUACGACUUCAUUGUAGUGGGCGCGGGUGCUGCUGGUGCCAUCCUUGCAUGGCGUUUGGCACACACAAAGAAGUCUCCAUCGGUCCUCUUGGUCGAAGCGGGUGGGAAGAAUGACUCCAAAUCCGUCCGUAUUGAUGGAGAAAGGUGGCUUCACCGCAUGGUCCCAGAACAAAACUGGUCGUACAAGACUGUACCAGUCGACGGCUUUGACGGCAAUGUUGUCGACUACGACCGGGGCAAAGGCCUUGGAGGCAGCACCGCCAUCAACUUCUCCUGCUGGACGGUCGGUCCCAAAGAAGACCAUGACGAGAUCGCUCGUGUUGUUGGCGAUGAUGCGUGGGAGUGGGCGAAUGCUCAGGAGCGAUACAAGAGAAUCGAAGCGUACCACGGCGCUCCACCAGAUGUGCCCAACGACGUGCAAAAGUACUUGAACCCACGGCUAAAAGACCACGGCCGUACUGGUCCCAUUCAGACGGGGUUUCCGCGGACCUGGGAGCAGUCUCUCAGGGACCUCAUGGACAUCUGGAUCGAAAACGGCGCAAAGGCGAACCCCGACCACAACUCUGGCAAUCCUAUCGGCCUGUCCGUCUGUACAAGCAGCGCAUACAACGGUGUCCGAUCCACUUCUGCCGAUGCCUUGAUCGGGGCACCAAGUAACCUUCAUGUCUUGACAGAUACCGAAGUUCGUCGUUUGGUCUUUGACGGCACGCGAGCAACCGCCAUCGAAACAUUUACGGGCAGGACUAUCCACGCCACCAAGGAAAUCGUCCUGUCCUGUGGUACUCUCGAUACUCCCAGGAUCUUGAUGCACUCAGGUAUUGGUCCUCGUGACCAAUUGACCAAGUUCAACAUCCCGAUCGUGAGGGCGAAUGACCAUGUUGGUAAGCAUAUGAAGGACCACCAUCACAUCGUGCUGUCGUACGACAGGGCUGAGCAUACUUCCAAACGACGGGAGUUCUACGCCAGCAAGGAGCUGCAAGCCGCAGCGCGAGCUCAAUGGGAACAGGACGGUUCAGGACCGCUGGCAGAGUUUGCCUGUGCUUUGGGUAUCGCGUAUGAGAAGCUGGAAUCUUUAUAUGACUCACCUGAGUUUCGAGCCUUGUCGCCGGCAGAGCAAGAGCACUUGCAAAAGCCAACAAUACCUCAUUACGAGUAUCUUAUCAAUGCUGCCCAUAUUCCUCAUUUUCUCGACCCUGAGCAUGCACCCACGGGCACUUCCGUCUACGUCUUCAACCUCAACAUGAAGUCCUCUGGUUCCACGGUGCUCCAGUCGUCCGACCCGAGGGAACCCUUGUUGUUCGACGCCAACUAUUUCUCUCACCCGUACGACAAGCGCGCCGCUAUUGAGGCUACGCGUGACGUACUGCGAAUGGUCAACAGUCCUCUGUUCAGCAAGGACACUGUAGCCGUGACCCUUGCUCCCAAGAGUGAGUCGGACGAGGAUAUCCUAGAUUUCUGGAAGAAAACAUCUAGCAGCACCUGGCAUAUGAUGGGCACGGCGCGAAUGGGCAGGACCGAGGCUGAGGCUGUGGUUGAUCACGACUUCAAAGUCUUUGGUGUCCAAAAUGUCCGUAUUGCAGAUAUGAGUGUCAUUCCCAUCGCCAUCAACUGUCACACGCAGACAACGGCGUAUCUUGCAGGUCUCACGGCAGGAGACAAGCUAGUUGCCGAAUAUAGUCUCGAUGAAUGA